Pezoporus flaviventris is the source of this 2152-nucleotide messenger RNA. It is a transcript of the gene MTMR14, whose product is annotated as myotubularin related protein 14. NCBI's taxonomy places the organism in Eukaryota, Metazoa, Chordata, Aves, Psittaciformes, Psittacidae. Bases 63 to 1958 code for a protein of 631 amino acids. Gene Ontology annotation, molecular function: phosphatidylinositol-3-phosphate phosphatase activity. The transcript has 19 exons. Gene Ontology annotation, biological process: dephosphorylation. The record is from RefSeq and is a predicted model, not a curated record.
CGGAAGCAGCGGCGGCUGCGGGCGAGGCGGCGCCAUGGGCCGGCGGCGGUGAGCGGCGCGGGAUGGCGGCGGCCCGCGGCUGCCCCCCGGCGGGCUGCGGGGACCGCGCCCUGGCCGAGCUGCUGCUCGAGUUCUCCCGGGCUCAGUACCGCGCCAAGGACGGCGGGGGCGCCGCCGCCGCUAAGGUGGAUCGGAUCGAAAGGCGGUGCCUGGAGCUCUUCGGCCGCGACUACCGCUACAGCGUCAUCUCCAACGCGCACGGCGAGGUCUGCGCCCACUACCCGCGGCACAUCGUCCUCCUCGAGCGCGAUGCCGGCGUCGGCCGCGACCCGUUUGAGAGCACUGUGCAGGUUGGCAAGCUGCAGGACCUCAUCAACCGGAGUAAGAUGGCAAGAUGCAGAGGCCGAUUCGUCUGCCCAGUCAUCCUGUACAAGGGGAAGCAUAUUUGCAGAUCAGCAACACUGGCUGGCUGGGGAGAGCUCUAUGGGCGCACUGGCUACAACUAUAUCUUCUCAGGAGGUUCUGAUGACGCUUGGGCAGAUGCAGAAGACAUCUCAGAGGAGGAUUCCGCACUUAGGAAUGCAGACUCCCAGCUGUUUGACAAGGUCAGAGGGCACGACAUCAAGCUGCUUCGAUACCUGUCUGUGCGCUACAUCUGUGACCUGAUGGUGGAAAACAAGAAGGUGAAGUUUGGCUUGAAUGUGACGUCUUCUGAGAAGGUGGACAAAGCUCAACGUUACGCUGACUUCACGCUUCUCUCCAUCCCAUAUCCAGGCUGUGAAUUUUUUAAGGACUACAAAGACCGGGAUUAUACAGCUGAAGGUCUCAUAUUUAACUGGAAACAGGAUUAUGUAGAUGCUCCGUUAAGUAUCCCAGUCUCUCUGACCCAGUCUCUGAACAUUGACUGGAGUGAGUACCAGAGCUGGGAUCUUGUACAGCAGACACAGAACUACCUGAAGCUGCUGAUCUCCAUCAUCAAUAGUGAUGAUGACAGCGGGCUCCUGGUGCACUGUAUAUCCGGCUGGGAUCGAACUCCUCUCUUCAUCUCCUUGCUACGCCUCUCCUUAUGGGCCGAUGGGCUGAUCCACGCAUCCCUGGAGCCAUCUGAGAUUCUCUACCUAACAGUGGCCUAUGACUGGUUUCUCUUUGGGCACAUGUUAGUCGAUCGACUCAGUAAAGGAGAAGAGAUUUUCUUUUUCUGCUUCAAUUUUCUGAAGCACAUCACCUCUGAGGAGUUCUCUGCUGUGAAGUCGCAGAGAAGGAAGAGUUUGCCACCUGGCUUCACCCUGGAAGAGAUCUGCAUGCUCAAGCAGAGAGACCGAGGCAGCACCACGAGUCUGAGCAGCGACUUCUCCCUGGGGAUGGAAAGUUCUCCUGGAGCAGCCGGGAGCUUCACCUAUGAAGCAGUGGAGCUGAUGCCAGCAGGAGCACAGGCUCAAGCAGCAUGGAGGAAGAGCUGUGCAUCAUCACCACAAGCUGUGCUCUGGAGCAGGGCACAGCAGUCUGAAGAUAGGCUGCCUUCCGCAGGGGUGGUCGAAGUCAAGUCCUCCAGCUCCUCCUCAUCAACCCAUUCUGAUAACUUCCUGAGGAUUGGAAGCAGCCCACUGGAAGUGCCCAGAUCCAGAUCGGGGGACCACUCUCUGCCCGGAUCUUCCGUUUCCACGGACUUUGGGAGCUGGCAGAUGGUGACAGGGUGCGGCAGUAUUCGGGAGCAGGCAAUCCUGAGCGCGGACGCCUCUCUCCCUUGCAGCUUCCCGGAUGAGUUCCCGAGCACUUGCCUGCUCGUGUCGGCGAGCGACCGCGAGUCCCGGCUGGAAGAAGUGCGUUCCUCCUUCCUGGCCAGCUACAGUCGCACCAUCGGCCUCAAGGCCGUGCCCCCCAGCCCCUCGGGGGCCAUCGGGGGCCUUCUCGAGCAGUUCGUGAGAGGUGUUGGACUGAGAGGCAGCAGCACGCUCUGAGGACAGGAACCAGUGCCUGGACAACCGGGGCUGGCGGGACCCGUCCUUGGCCAAGCCCCGGCACCCCCCUUCUUGGUGCGGGCACCUGCAGCACCCACCACCGGCUUCCCCCUGCCUGGGGCUGGGGGCUCGGGGGGGAAUCCGGCCCAUCUCUGCUGUAAAUCCCCCCAGUAAACCCCCCGAGCUGUGCCCUC